Parascedosporium putredinis is the source of this 945-nucleotide messenger RNA. The record is from the annotation of a GenBank genome assembly. Lineage: Eukaryota; Fungi; Ascomycota; Sordariomycetes; Microascales; Microascaceae.
AUGGAUGCAAUGUACCGAGGCCGCCAUGUCGCCCUCAUCCGACAAGAGCUCCGUGGCCGCCAAGGCCAUCAAGCUCCCCUCAGCGUGAUCCUCGCCCUCACGCCCGCCAACAUCGACGCCUUCCUCUCCCACCUGCACCGCUGCAUCCAAACACCCUCGGGCAUCGACACCAUCCUCCUCUUCCUCUGCUACUCCUCGCGCCUCUCCGCCAACAUCCUCGAAGCCGCCACCCAGGGCACCCUCGAGCAGUACGCCCGCCGCCUCCUCGCCGCCGUGCCCCUCGCCUCCGCCAAGGAAGCCGCGACCAAGAGCGUCGCCGUCGCUGCCGCUGCGACCGCCCAGCCUUCCGCCAGCGGCCUCGCCGUCCUCCGCUCCGCCGGUAACCUCCGCGCCCUGUCCGCCCUCCUCAGCGAUGUCCGCACCUUCACCCGCCUAUGGGGCCUCCUCAACAUGUACAUGGGCCUGAAGCGCCUGGCGGCGAGGGAGAUUGCCAUUUACCGUGGCGGCGAGAAGGCCCCCGGCGCCGCGGGCCAGGUCGAGCUCCUCGACCGAGCCAUCGCCUGGACGCAGCUCGGCGCCGGCGCCUCGUUCCAGGUGCUCGAGAACGCGGCGUACCUCGCGUCCAAGAAGGUGAUCAACCUGGCGCCCGCGUCGCAGAUGAAAGCCAUGCAGUGGAGCGUGCGCUUCUGGGCCCUCAGCACCGGUAUCGAGAUUGGCAGGCUCGUCAUCGAGAGGGUGCGCAAGGAGAAGGGCGACGUCACCACCGCCGAGCACCAGGAGUGGAGGGCGGGCUGGAACCGGUCGUUUGCCAGGAACCUCGCCUGGGCGCCUCUCACGGUGCACUGGAGUAUGGAGAAGGGCUUCGUCAACGACACCAUGAUUGGCGCGCUGGCCACCAUUCCCGGCGUCAUCCAGCUUCACCAACUGUGGAAGGCUACCGCUUAA